Messenger RNA from Symbiodinium sp. CCMP2592, 2619 nucleotides. Lineage: Eukaryota; Dinophyceae; Suessiales; Symbiodiniaceae. The record is from the annotation of a GenBank genome assembly.
AUGCCGGCAGCCUGUGUGAUUUACUUUGGCAGGAUCCUGUUCAGCGACCCUUGGCGGCUGAAUUGCUGCAAGAUCCAUGGCUCAGACGAGAAGGCCAUCGUCGGGACCCACGGGAUAAUCUUCUCUGCUUCUUGGCCCAUGCUCGGAGCUCUGGUGCGUGAGAUGUGCCAGCUCCAGCCGGACAGGCGGUGCAGCGCCAAGAGCGCCAGGUCCUCGGCUCUCUUGGUCAAAUCUGCGGAGCCUGCCGCUGGUUGGUUGUUUGACUUUUGUGCGCUUGGGGCAAAGUCUUACACAAGAUGGCGAGUCGGGAGGGAUGCGCAAAGUGUGACAGCAGACGGACUGUCAUCUCCUGUCAUUUCCAAGGACGACAAAGCCUGCACGUACCGAUCUGGAAACCAAAACGGAAGCAAGCUUCGGCGCCCUGCAGUGCCACAGUACUCAAAGGACAACUAUGAGCUCGAUGAAGAUGGGGCCAAGGCAGCCCCGGGCUCUCAAAGAAGCCAAGACUGGAAUGCGAAAGCCUUCGGAGCUUCCGGGCUGGAUGAUGCGGCUUUCGACCAGGAAAGGCUCUUGGAAUAUGUGUGGGCACGACCCUGGGAGAUCUUGCAGCGCUUGGCCUCCACUCUGUCCAUUGCGUUUGGGAUAUGGUGGGCAUGGAGGGAUCGCAAGAGUGAAGCGACCAGCGAGACUCUGCUCACGACGUCCCUCUCCCGCAAGGGUCCGAAGACAGAGAGUGGCGAGGCCCUGCGCCAGGGCCUGCAGCGCAUGGGCGUCUUCUUCGUGAAGAUAGGCCAGACGGCAGCGCAGCGACCUGAUAUUGUUGGGGACGAAGUGGCCGAGGAGUUGAAAGGGCUCCAAGAGCAAAGCACGCCCUUCAGCGAUGACUUGGCACUCACAAUCUUGGCCGAAGAUUUGCAGCAGAAGGGCCCCUUAGCUCCGGGGGUCUGUGCCAAAAAUUGCACCGACUCCGAUGGGGAACCACUUCUCAUGGAGCUGAACCCGAAGUACGUUGCUUCUGCAUCCCUGGGGCAAGUCUAUCGAGGCAGGAUGCAUGACGGGCGUGAGGUGGCGCUGAAGAUCCAGAGGCCCGGGGUGCGCGAAGUCCUGGGACUCGACUGGGCGGUUGCGACACUGGUGAGUCGAGCGUAUCAAAAACUGGUUUCUUCACCGAACGACUAUGGCGCUGUUGUGGAUACAGUGGCACGUGGAGUUCGAAUGGAGCUGGAUUACUACAACGAGGCGGCAAAUGCCGAAGAGUUUGCCCAGCGACACGCAUUUCUCCCGUUUGUGACUUCACCCGGAUGCAUACCGCAGCUCAUGGGCCCUCGCGAAAGCUCACGCGUGCUUGCUUUAAACUGGUACCCUAGCCGCUCGCCAAAGGAGCUGCCCUUGCAAGAGCGGAGACUGUUGGUGGAAAUGGCCGUCGAGGCUUGUGUUGUACAGCUGCUAGUAACUGGCUUCGUUCAUGCAGAUCCGCACGAGGGCAAUCUCAGGAUGGGCGAUGAUGGUCGUGUGGUCUUUCUGGAUUUUGGUCUCAUGGACCGUGUGGACUUCGGAAUCAUGGAGAGCUGCGCCGCCGGAGUUCGUCAGGUUCUGGACAAAAACUGGCUAGACCUGACAACGACGUUUCAGGAUGUUCGCUUCACUCCAAAGCCGCUCAUGAAGAACAUGGCCUAUGGAAAGUCAAAAACUCCGCAAUACGAGCCUUGCGGUAACGAAGAGUUUGCUGUGGCCGUCGGGGAGCAGAUCGAGAAGGAGGCAGGCGGUCAGUCUCGCUUUGGAGCCAUGGCAGUGGCCUUGAAGAAGCUAUCGGAUCGUUAUCUGAUGUUAACUCCACCGUUUAUCGCCCUUCUAUGCCGGACGUUUAUCACGUUGGAGGGCCUUCUGGGAGAUGAUCCUGCCCUGGUGGAGUCUUACAACGUGUACCAGAAAUCGCUGCCAUUUGCCAUCAGUCGCCUUCUGUCGCCUCGCACCAGGAAGGGUUGCAGGGCUUUGCGCAGCACUCUGCUGGACAGCCGGGAAGAUCAAGAAGCGAGUGGAUCCAGCCAGGCCUCACAGGGAGGCUCCAUUAUCCCGAACUGGUCAAGUUUGAGUACUCUUCUUACUGCAGGGUCCCAGACGGAAGCUGAUGCCGGAGACGGCUUGCUCGACUUCGCGGACUUGGGGGCGGAAGCGGCAGUGCAGCGCAGACUUCUCCGAACGGCGGAAGGCGCGGCUUUGCGCCGUGUCCUGUUUGACAUCGAUGUCUUUGAGGCAUGUCGCAGCUUCCUAACUUCCCCAGAUGCUGCCCCCUUGCGUGAUGCUGCUAUUGGGUCGCUGGCUGGUCGAUGGUCUGGCAAGCGAAAGCGUCAAGGCAAGAAAAAGCGACGCGGACCUCGCAGCACGGCGGCUGCCAGGGGCUGGGGCGACUGGUCUGAGGACGACCCCUUUCGCCUGUCAAAGACCACGCUCGCUCACUCCCGUCGUGCUUGGCGGAUCAUCCUGAGGCGGCAGUUGAGAAAGUCGUGCUUGCCUCCCUGGCGGCUUUGCUGGCGAAUUCUUCUGCUUUGUGUGCAGGUGUUGCCUGCCAGCUCCGCCCUUCUGGUGCGAGCCGCCUUGCAGUCGCGUUCGAGGCGCUGA